Molecule: messenger RNA, 2383 nt
Organism: Panicum virgatum (switchgrass)
Lineage: Eukaryota; Viridiplantae; Streptophyta; Magnoliopsida; Poales; Poaceae
Product: amino acid permease 3-like
Exons: 3
Coding region: 462-1781 (439 amino acids)
Cellular component (GO): plasma membrane
Source: RefSeq, a predicted model, not a curated record
AGUGUUGGCAGCAGCAGACCAGCAGUGGAAGUUAGAAAGAAAACAAGACUUCUAUCUCUUCCUUUCCACACGGCGACUCGAUGAGCCAGCCACUGGUACUGCCGCCACCACCACCAUGAACGCCGUCAUCAAAUGCUCCUCUCCCUCUCCCUCUCGUCGUCGUCGCCUCAUCUCUAUAAACCGCCGAUCCAAUCCUCUCAUUCACCAAAGACCAAACACACAUUCAUUGCUCACCACAGCAAGCUAAAAAUCGCCAUCUACUUACUAAAUCAGGCAAGUGUUGCCAUUAUUAUUGUUUCAAAUUAGCAAGGUAGCUUCUUCUUCGAGCAUCGGAGGCCGGCGGUGAUGGCAGCGGCGGCGGCGAAGCCACCAAGACACCUGAGCCGGGAGGCGACGGAGGUGUCCGUGGAGGCGGGGAGCCGCGGCUGGACGACGACGGGCGGCCGCGGCGAACGGGCACCAUGUGGACGGCGAGCGCGCACAUCAUCACGGCGGUGAUCGGCGCCGGCGUGCUGUCGCUGGCGUGGGUGAUGGCGCAGCUGGGCUGGGGCCCGGGGCUCGUCGCCAUGGUGGUCUUCGCCGCCAUCAGCUACUACACCUCCACGCUGCUCGCCGAGUGCUACCGCUCCGGGGACCCCGUCGCCGGCAAGCGCAACUACACCUACACGGAGGCCGUCCGCGCCAUCCUCGGCGGCGCCCAGGUCAAGCUCUGCGGCGUCAUCCAGUACGCCAACCUCGUCGGCAUCGCCAUCGGAUACACCAUCGCCGCCUCCAUCAGCAUGCUGGCGAUCAAGAGGGCGGAUUGCUUCCACGACAAAGGGCACAGGAACCCGUGCCGGAGCUCGAGCAACCCCUACAUGAUCCUCUUCGGCGCCGUCGAGAUCGUCUUUUCGCAGAUCCCGGACUUCGACCAGAUAUGGUGGCUCUCGAUCGUCGCCGCCGCCAUGUCCUUUACCUACGCCACCAUCGGCUUCGCGCUCGGGAUCGCGCAGACCGUCGCCAACGGGGGGUUCCGGGGCAGCCUCACCGGCGUCAGCGUCGUCGCCGGGGUGUCGCCGCUGCAGAAGGUCUGGCGCAGCCUGCAGGCCUUCGGCGACAUCUCCUUCGCCUACUCCUACGCCUACAUCCUCAUCGAGAUCCAGGACACGAUCCGGGCGCCGCCGCCGUCGGAGGCGGCGGUGAUGAAGCGCGCGACGAUGGUGAGCGUGGCGACGACCACCUUCUUCUACAUGAUGUGCGGGUGCAUGGGGUACGCGGCGUUCGGCGACGGCGCCCCCGACAACCUCCUCACGGGGUUCGGCUUCUACGAGCCCUUCUGGCUCCUCGACGUCGCCAACGCCGCCAUCGUCGUGCACCUCGUCGGCGCUUACCAGGUCUUCGUCCAGCCGCUCUUCGCCUUCGUCGAGGCGCGCGCGGCGGCCCGGUGGCCUGGCAGCCGGUUCCUGUCCCGGGAGGUGAGGGUCGGGCCGUUCGUCCUCGGCGUGUUCCGGCUCACCUGGCGCACGGCGUUCGUGUGCCUCACCACCGUCGCCGCCAUGCUGCUCCCCUUCUUCGGCGACGUGGUGGGCUUGCUCGGCGCCAUCUCCUUCUGGCCGCUCACUGUCUACUUCCCCGUCGAGAUGUACAUCGCGCGGCGCGGCGUGCGCAGGUGGAGCACGCGGUGGGUCUGCCUCCAGACGCUCAGCGCCGCGUGCUUCCUCGUGUCCGUCGCCGGCGCCAUCGGCUCGACGGCCGGCGUCGUGAGCGCGGUCAAGCUGCACCGGCCGUUCAGCGGCUACUAGCUAUGACUUGCUAGAGCAUGCUUCGCUCCAUCCGUUGCAAUCACAAGCUAGAUAGCACUUUUUAUGCAAUUUUCUCCCCUUAGAGCAACUCCAAGAGACUAGUUAAAAAGAGAAGUGCAAACCUCGUCCAAACCUACUAAAAAAUAUUUCAAAAAAUUCUGAGAAAAAUCAUGAAUGUGCUUCUCAGCUUACCUCAUCUAUAUAUAUAAUUUCAUGGUCAAAUUCAUCUUACCCUAGAAGUUACAAAAAAGACAAAUUUUCUGACAAACAGUAAUAGUUCAAAUGCACCGCAAAUUUGUCUUUUUUUUUUAACUUCUAGGGUAAGAUGAAUUUGACCAUGAAAUUUUAUAUAUGGAUGAGGUAAGCUGAGAAGCACAUUCAUGAUUUUUUCAGAAUUUUUUGAAAUAUUUUUUAGUAGAUUUGCACGGAGUUUGCACCAAAACUUGGUUUGCACUAGAUACGUUUCUCUAUAUUUCGAUUUAACUAGUCAAAUAGCUAAGAGCAUCUGCAAGAGCUCUUGUAUCUUGGUGAGUUAGCUAAAAAAAGAAAAGGGAGACAAAAAAACCCAUCCAACAGAAAGGCUAUCUACCUCGUCUUCUAUC